AUGACACCGGGAACCACGGCUAUUGUCUUUAUCAGGCUGUCGGCGACCAAAGUGACAGGGGCUACGAGCAGUCCCCUUAUUUAUCCAGUCAGUGGUGGACCCGGCGGCUCCGGCAUAGAUGCGGUUUUAUCCCAAGGGGUAGAUCCGACGCAGAUCGGGCAGGGUCAGCACAACAUCGUCGGCUUUGGUCCACACGGAAUAAGCCGCAGUGGACCCGUAGUCGAUAGCUGGCCGGACUAUCCAGAAGUCCGAGCCCAGUUCGAGCAGAUGUACUACCCAGAAAUCUCCAAUGCGUUCUCAACCUUAACCGGAACCCAGUUCGCUGCCACAGAACCCUUUGGCAAAGCCUGUCCCCCGACUGUUGGAGGCUCCAAUGGGACCGCGGCCUAUGUGCGUACACCGGCUGUUGCGCGCGAUAUGCUGUCGUAUCUCCAAACCGAGCAGGCGGCUACUGGUCACUAUGACACAAAGUUAUGGUACUACAGAUGGAGUUACGGAACGGUUCUCGGCGCGACAUUCACGCGUCUCUUCCCGGGUUAUGUCGGCCGAAUGGUCCUUGAUGGUGUUGUUGACGGGGAAGACUACUACAGUCUGGGCUGGAAAUCUAAUCUCUACGAUGCUGACAAGGCAAUCAACUAA
Molecule: messenger RNA, 639 nt
Organism: Aspergillus calidoustus
Lineage: Eukaryota; Fungi; Ascomycota; Eurotiomycetes; Eurotiales; Aspergillaceae
Source: the annotation of a GenBank genome assembly